Molecule: messenger RNA, 1582 nt
Organism: Onychostruthus taczanowskii (white-rumped snowfinch)
Lineage: Eukaryota; Metazoa; Chordata; Aves; Passeriformes; Passeridae
Gene: POLG2
Product: DNA polymerase gamma 2, accessory subunit
Exons: 5
Coding region: 15-1484 (489 amino acids)
Biological process (GO): mitochondrial DNA replication
Cellular component (GO): mitochondrion; cytoplasm
Source: RefSeq, a predicted model, not a curated record
GAGGGAGCGGCAAGAUGGCGCUGGGCUCCCGCCAAGGCUGCCGCUGGUGCGGCCGCGCCGCCCUGGCACAGCCGAGGCGGCGGCGAGUCCCGGAGCCGGCCGGGUGCUCGGCGCGGCCGUACUCGGAGGGCGGCGGUGCUUCCGAGGCGGCGGGCGGGGCGGAGCUGCUGGAGGUGUGCUGGCGGCGGCUCUUCCUACGGGGCGGCGCGGGGCCGCUGCCCUGGAGCGCCUACCUGAGCGGCCGCCACCCCGGCUUCGGGCCGCUGGGCGCGGCGCUGCGCGCCAACCUGGCGGCGCAGUGGUGGGACUCGGCGCUGCCCCUGCGCGAGCAGGUGUUCCCCGUGGAUGCCCCGCUCCACGGCCCCGCUCCGCGGGACGCGCAGGGGCUGCGGCUGCUGCACCCGGAGACGCUGCGCGAAGCCCUCCAGGGCUGUGGGCAGGGCUCUGGCGGCUCGGCCCUGGAAGAAGUACUGGGGGCCGCGGGGCUGCUGCGGGAGAGCCUCCUGCCCGGUGUUCUGGCGCAAUAUGUCAGCUGCUUAGAGCUGGUGAACAAAAGACUGCCCUGUGGCCUUGCUCAGAUUGGAGUGUGCUUUCAUUCUGUUCCAGAAAGUGAACAUUCUGUUUCAGGAAAUGAACACAACAAAAACCUUACAAGAAUAGGCGAGAGGACCACGUCUCUGCUUGCCUGGUUUAGUUCUCCCAGAACUUCAGGACAGUGGCUCGAUUACUGGCUACGCCAGAGGCUCCAGUGGUGGAGAAAGUUUGCUGUAGGCCCCUCUAACUUCAGCAGCAGUGACUUUCAGGAUGAAGAAGGCAGAAGAGGAUUUAAGUUACAUUAUAGCUUUCCUUGGGGGACAGAAACAAUUGAAACACUGAAGAACCUUGGUGAUACUGAACUGUUACAGCUGUAUCCAGGAGAGAGAUCUAAAUUACUUGGCCGAGAUGGAAGGAAGAAUGUCAUCCCUCAUGUUCUGUCUGUGAACGGGAAUCUGGACCGAGGAGUGUUAGCUUAUCUUUUUGAUUCUCUACAGGUAGUUGAGAAUCCAUUAACAGCAAAGAAAAAUUCUCAGAGAAAGGUAACUCCAUGUAGAAAAUGUCAGAAAAUAAGAACCCCCCUAGACAAUGUGGUAAAUUCAAGCAUAGCAAUGUUUCCUUUUCCACAUGACCAUCCUGAUCCCUUUCCAAUGGGAGCAGACUCAACCCUCUCACUGGCAGCACCAGGCACAGCCCCUGUGGUCCCUGUCACCCACAUAAGCAAUUUUUCUCAUUCUGAGGUCCCCUUUUCCUGUUUUACCCUGCUCUCUGAUCAGCAGGUAGGAUCUGGACCAUCAUUCUCCCCACUUUUACUCUGCUUUCUGGAGUUGGAGUGCUGGCUGUCAGUGCCUGUUACCCAGGCAGUUGUUUGGGCUUUAAGAACAAGCAGUAGACUGGAUGGGAGCUGCCUGCUGGGCUGGCUCUCAUCACUCUGGCUCCAUUCAAGAUGAUGGAACUCUGCUAACAGAUCUUCAUCUCUUUUCUGGAGCUCAGCCAAAAAUAGAUUAAUUUCUGCCAUGUGAAUGUAGCUGGGCUCUGUGCUCGAUAC